GCCUCUCCAUGACCCUGGCUAACGGCUCCGAUGGGGAGCUCCCGAAGGGAGACCUCCCUACUCCCCCAGACCCGACUGCAGCCCCAUCAAAGCGGCAGGGCUCUCGGCAUGGAGAUGGGGGCCGCUAAUCCAGUUGCUCUGACCCAUUUUGGGCGAUAGGGUCUGGGGAGGCCCAGGGACGGGGCACGGGGAAGCCCGGAGGUCCCUCCAGCAGGUCGGGCGAGGACGCUAAGGGCACCUGUUGCGGCGCGCGGUGCGGUGACUGAGGCGCACAUGAGCUAGGCCGGGCCCAGGGCGGCGGCGGGGGCACAGCUGAGCCGAGGUUCCAGGCCAGGCCCGCGCCUUGGGCUUCCGCCGGGUCAGCUGACCGCCCAGUACGGAACUAAAAGGCCGGCGCGAGCUGCCUGCCUGCCUGCCGCUGCCGCCUCCGCGCUCCUGCUCCGCCCUCGGUACCGCGCGUCCGCCCCGUCGCCAUGGCCGGGCUUGUGGUCAAUGGAACUCAAGUGUCCUACAUAGGCCAGGACUGCAGAGAGAUUCCAGAGCACCUCGGCAGGGACUAUGGACAUUUUGCAAAGAGGCUUGACCUGAGCUUUAACCUUCUGAGGUCACUGGAAGGACUGAGCGCGUUCGGGAGCCUGGAGGAACUCAUCUUGGACAACAAUCUGCUGGGGAACGACCUCGUGUUGCCAGGGUUACCCAGUCUCCAUACCUUAACCCUCAACAAGAACCAGAUCACUGACUUGGAGUGUCUGCUUGAUCACCUGGCAGAAGUGACACCAGCUCUGGAGUACCUCAGCCUGCUGGGGAAUGUGGCAUGUCCCAAUGAGCUGGUCAACUUGGAGAAGGAUGAGGAGGACUACAAGAGAUACAGAUACUUUGUUCUGCACAAGCUGCCCAAUUUGAAGUUUCUGGAUGCUCGGAAAGUAACUAAACAAGAACGAGAGGAAGCUUUGGUCAGAGGGGCGUUUAUGAAGGUGGUGAAGCCCAAGGCUUCCAGUGACUGUGGUGCUCUCUCUCCAAAGAGCCAAUACACACCCCUGCCUUCAGCUUCCAGGGAACUCACCAGUCACCGAGGUGUCCUAGGGAAGUGUCGCUAUGUUUACUAUGGUAAAAACUCGGAGGGCAACAGAUUUAUCCGAGAUGACCAGCUCUGAAGGCAAGUUCUAUAUGCCUUAGCCAGUGACCUAAGAGUGAAAGAAAAAAAGGGAAAGCAAAAAUAAAGAAAAAGCUAAAUAAAAAGACGAUGGCCCACAUUGGAUCUCUGUGGGAAGGCUGUGACUUCAGCUUUUGGUAACUUCUGCUGACUUCGCUAGGCCUGUCAAGAUCAUCCUUCUGCCUUAGACUGAGUGGUCACAUAGAGAUUGACAUGAUUGCCCUUAAGCAGGUCUCAUCCACCAGGGUGACAGACAGCAGUGGCGAAGCACCAGGGCUGACAGGAUGAACACCAUGAUAGAUUGCCUGGCCCCUCCACUGCUCACAGGGGAGCAGAGGUCACACCUGGGGCCUCCCUGAGCAUGCUCGGUGGCUACAGUCAAGUGAGAGAGACUGUGUCUUUAGCUUGCCUAAUGAGUAGAAAUCCUUCUGAUACCAUUAUGCUGCGGGUUUAUCGUUAGUGAAAUAGUCAGAGCAAAUUUAGAGGAAGGCUCCUCAUCCUUUUUUCCCUUAAACCUUAACCUCUUGUAUUUUGCAUAGUCCCCUUCUGCCCCACCUCCAUCACCCUUUAGCAUCUUGAUCCCAGGCAAUGCAUUUCAGUUCCUGUUUUUCAGAGAACAGAAGAGGUCAGUUCUUAUCCAGGUCAUACGAUGACAGUGAGCUUCAUGUUCUUAUAGUUCGUGUAUUAGAGUAAAUUUCUUUUCCUAAAUCCCUGACUAUAAAACCCUGGACUUUAUCAUGUCUUGUUCAUUUCCAAAUCCACUUCUUGCCCUGAAUACUAUGCAGUGGCAGGCAUCUUUCCAACACCAGGUUCUGGUUGUACCAAGGACUCUGAGUUAUUUAUGUAUUUUUAACCACACACCCUCCAGCUAUGUCUAUGGCCAUGUUUGUGUUUGGAGCUGGCCUGCUCCUUUGGGUGGUAUUUAAAGGUAGUGAGGUGAUAAAAGAUAACGUGAUAGGUUAGGAAGUGAAAAAGGAAAGUGAAGACUGUAGAAAACACCCCCCAGAUCAAAUGGUCUUUCAUAAAAAGCACGAACCCUUUGAGUUUGCUGUAUUUCUCAGGACCUCUCAGAAAUGAAAUCCACAGCUUGUGAGGUGGUGUUUUUGCACCUUUGGCUGUAUUCUAGCCCUCAUGUUUCAAGGAAAAUAAAUGUGAUCAUACUGGUUGGGUGGCUGUAAUUCCAUUUAAUGUUCCGGUACACCAUUAGAGGAUGUUGGAAAGUCUAGUUGCUCUUGACACACUACCAUUUAUUUUUGCUUUCCUUUAGACUAGGUGUUCAUUGUCUCAGGUUUCCCAGUAUCAGGUUAGUUUGAGGACAGCAAAAUGUGAAAGAAGAUCCUUCCCAGUUACAGACACCAAAUGACCAGAGAGUUGCUAGGGUAAAAACAUCUUUAAGGACUUGGAACCCCUGAGACACCCAAGAAGAACCUGCUCUCUCCAUUCCAAUAUAUAUGGCCUUAGGCCUGCUGAGUCAACACAGUCCUUGAAUGACUUGCUUUGGGGCUGGAAGGAGCCCCUCCUGUAGAUUACACAACCUCUGGUAAUCAGUUAUUGAGACAAAUUGAGAUGGAAAUCCUUAAGACCAUUAAUAAAUAGAGAAUAUGGCAUGUUUGGCUUUAUCUCUCAAACCCAUUAAUAACCAGAGUCUAGUACCUUCCCUCUAAUUUGAUCUACAAAACAGCAUUGGGACGAUGCUUUCACUGAGUUGUAUGCAGUCCCACCCUGGCUCUGUGUUUGGAAGCACCAGCCCAUGUUUUGUUCCUGACAUCUUACAGGCAGCCUGAGUUCUGUGCAAGGGCAGCUAGACUAGUCCAGUGUCACAUCCAAUCUAGCGGCCCAUAUAUCCUUGUCUUCAUAAAAGGCUUUAACCCUGCCUCCAACAAUAAAAAAGCACUUGUGAACUGACCACA
Molecule: messenger RNA, 3063 nt
Organism: Phacochoerus africanus (Common warthog)
Lineage: Eukaryota; Metazoa; Chordata; Mammalia; Artiodactyla; Suidae
Gene: LRMDA
Product: leucine rich melanocyte differentiation associated
Exons: 7
Coding region: 474-1154 (226 amino acids)
Biological process (GO): melanocyte differentiation
Molecular function (GO): protein binding
Source: RefSeq, a predicted model, not a curated record